Gopherus evgoodei (Goodes thornscrub tortoise) is the source of this 6449-nucleotide messenger RNA. It is a transcript of the gene DHX36, whose product is annotated as DEAH-box helicase 36. NCBI's taxonomy places the organism in Eukaryota, Metazoa, Chordata, Testudines, Testudinidae. The transcript has 25 exons. The record is from RefSeq and is a predicted model, not a curated record. Gene Ontology annotation, cellular component: nucleus; cytoplasm; intracellular anatomical structure. The coding region runs from base 88 to 3021 and encodes 977 amino acids. Gene Ontology annotation, molecular function: DNA helicase activity; ATP binding; G-quadruplex RNA binding.
UUCCGGUUCCGCUAGGCGCUGCUGCCGGCUCGGUGCGAGUGCUCCGCUGCCUGAACACCCGCCGUGCGGCGACCCGAGCGGAGGAGGAUGAGCUUCGAGCACCGCAGGGACUGGAGCCGCGGCGGAGGAGGGGGCCCCCGGCCUUCCUCCUCCUCCUCCGCGGGGGGACACGAAGGCCGAGGGGGCCGGGGGCGGCAUCCCAGUCACCUCAAGGGCCGCGACAUCGGGCUGUGGUACGCGCGGAAGCAGAGCCAGAAAAGCAAAGAGCCCGACAGGCAGCAGAGAGCCGUUGUGCGUAUGGAUGAACACAGGGAAGAACAGAUUGUACAGUUGCUGAAUACUGUCCAGACUAGAAAUGAAAAAGAACAAGAAUCUGUGUCAUGGUGGUCCGGUGAGGAAGAAGGUCAAGAGGUACCUGUAGAGAAACCUACCUUGGCGAAGACUUCUGUAAAGCGGAGACCAAUUUUGGAGAAAACUUUCCUAGAUCGAGAUUCAGAAUAUCUCUUUCAAGAAAGUGAGCCGGAUAUUGAUUUGAAUGAGAAAUUUAGAGAAGAGUUAAGAAAGAAGAAAUUUGAUCCUAGAUACAUUGAAAUGCAGAGAUUCCGAGAGAAACUUCCUUCAUAUGGGAUAAGAAGGGAGCUGGUAACUGUGAUAAAUAAUAAUCAGGUGACUGUGAUCAGUGGUGAGACUGGUUGUGGAAAGACUACACAAGUUACUCAGUUCAUUCUGGAUGACUAUAUAGAGAGAGGGAAAGGAUCUGCUUGCAGAAUUGUAUGUACCCAACCUAGGAGGAUCAGUGCUAUCUCAGUGGCAGAGAGAGUUGCAGCUGAAAGGGCAGAAGUGUGUGGUAAUGGCAAGAGUACAGGAUACCAGAUUCGUCUCCAGAGUCGGUUACCAAGGAAACAAGGUUCCAUUCUGUACUGUACAACAGGAAUCGUCCUACAGUGGCUCCAGUCAGACAAGCAAUUGUCCAGUGUUAGUCAUGUUAUUCUUGAUGAAAUCCAUGAAAGAAAUCUUCAAUCAGAUGUCUUAAUGACUAUUAUUAAAGAUCUUCUAAAUGUUCGACCAGAUCUGAAAGUAAUACUGAUGAGUGCUACUUUGAAUGCUGAGAAAUUUUCAGAAUAUUUUGACAAUUGUCCCAUGAUCCAUAUACCUGGAUUCACUUUCCCUGUUAUGGAAUAUCUUUUGGAAGAUGUAAUUGAAAAGUUAAGAUAUACUCCAGAAGAUACAGAUUACAGACCACGGCGGAAGAAGGGCUUUAUGCAAGGACAGAUAAGCAGACCAGAAAAGGAGGAGAAAGAAGAAAUCUAUAAAGAGCGAUGGCCAGAUUAUCUAAGGCAGCUGCGAGGAAGGUAUUCAGCAGGUACUAUAGAUGCGUUAGAAAUGAUGGAUGAUGACAAGAUUGAUCUUGACCUUAUAGCUGCACUUAUCAGACAUAUUGUCCUGGAGGAGGAGGAUGGUGCAAUACUGGUGUUUCUCCCAGGCUGGGACAAUAUUAGCACUUUACAUGACCUCUUGAUGUCACAAGUCAUGUUUAAGUCAGAUAGGUUCAUUAUUAUACCUCUGCAUUCACUGAUGCCUACUGUUAACCAGACACAGGUUUUUAAAAAGACCCCUCCUGGAGUACGGAAAAUUGUAAUUGCUACCAACAUUGCAGAGACUAGCAUUACCAUCGAUGAUGUGGUAUACGUUAUAGAUGGAGGAAAAAUAAAAGAAACUCACUUUGAUACGCAGAACAACAUUAGCACAAUGGCAGCAGAAUGGGUUAGUAAAGCUAAUGCCAAACAAAGGAAAGGUCGAGCAGGAAGAGUCCAGCCGGGUCACUGUUAUCAUCUAUAUAAUGGUCUCCGUGCCAGCCUACUGGAUGAUUAUCAAUUACCAGAAAUCCUAAGGACACCUUUGGAAGAACUUUGUUUACAAAUCAAGAUUCUAAGGCUUGGUGGAAUUGCUUAUUUUCUGAGUAGGCUAAUGGAUCCACCAUCUCGUGAAGCUGUGAUGUUGUCCAUAAAUCAUCUAAUGGAACUGAAUGCUUUGGAUAGACAAGAAGAACUGACUCCAUUAGGUGUCCACUUGGCACGAUUGCCAGUUGAGCCACAUAUUGGAAAAAUGAUCCUUUUUGGAGCUUUAUUCUGUUGCUUAGAUCCAGUACUCACAAUUGCAGCCAGCCUCAGCUUCAAGGACCCCUUUGUGAUUCCACUGGGCAAAGAGAAAGUAGCAGAUGCAAGAAGAAAAGAAUUAUCAAAGAAUACUAAAAGUGACCAUCUAACUAUUGUGAAUGCUUUUGCGGGCUGGGAAGAGGUCCGGCAACGUGGUUUCAGAAAUGAAAAGGACUAUUGCUGGGAGUAUUUUCUCUCUUCAAAUACACUUCAGAUGCUGCUUAACAUGAAAGGACAGUUUGCUGAACAUCUCCUUGCAGCUGGGUUUGUGAGUAGCAAAAACCCCCGAGAUCCCAAAUCUAAUACCAACUCAGAUAAUGAGAAGUUACUCAAAGCAGUCAUCUGUGCUGGUUUAUAUCCAAAAGUUGCAAAGAUCCGUAAAAGCUUUAGCAAAAAGAGAAAAAUGGUGAAAGUUUGCACCAAGACAGAUGGAACAGUUAACAUUCAUCCUAAAUCUGUUAACGUGGAAGAGACAGAAUUCCAUUAUAACUGGCUUGUGUAUCAUUUGAAGAUGAGAACUAGCAGUAUUUACCUGUAUGAUUGUACAGAGGUCUCUCCAUACUGUCUUUUGUUCUUCGGAGGAGAUAUUUCCAUCCAAAAGGAUAAAGAUCAGGAUACCAUUGCAGUGGAUGACUGGAUUGUCUUUGAGUCUCCAGCAAGGAUAGGAAAUCUAGUUAAGGAUUUAAGAGGAGAACUGGAUGACCUUCUACAAGAAAAAAUUGAAAACCCACACCCUGUGGACUGGAAUGACACUAAAUCCAGGGACACUGCAGUGCUGACAGCCAUUAUAGACCUAAUCACAACACAGGAGAAUGAAAGUCCCAGAAACUAUGCCUCUCGAUUUCAGAAUGAACGUUACAGUUGACACUUAUGUUGGUGUUUGAGAAGAUGACACUUCACUAGUUUCCUUUUUAUUUUAUAGCUUUUUGUCUAGCUAGAUGAAAGACUUUUUAGGGCAACUCAGUAAUUCCACUCGUAUUGAAGAGCAGUUAAUUUCAGUAGUUUAUAAUGGCUGUAGAUGCAUGGCAUCCAAUGUUUAAUGCAGCUUUUUAAAUAUGACAGUGCAAUGCUGUUGGUGUCCAUUAGUGUAUGUGGUUUAUUUUGUCCUGUCUAUACUUGGCUUCUUUAUAACUGUAACUCUUUCAAGGAAAAGGUCUGUAAAAUUCAAAAUAGUGUUUAUAUUGUACUAUCUAAUUCAUCAGAUGUCCUGCUGUCCAUGGAAAAUGUCGCAUUAAGGUUUUUUGAGGGAAAGUAAUCAGGUAUAGUAGUUGUCAAAAGGGGUUCAAACCAAGCAGCAUCUUUCUUUCAAAACUUUCAACUGAAAGUAACUAUUUUCAUAUUUAAAUAUAAACUACGUUCAAUUUCUAGGCAAAGCAGCUGUUAAAGUGUACAGUGGGUAAAAAUCAAAAUAAUCUUGAUCCCAGUUAUUCCAUCACUCUUGCUUUUCCUUUUUGUACCCAGUGAUCAGUAUUGGCUGAAAUUUCAGAGUAAGGCAGUGCCUUAUCAUAGAUAAAAAUCAUGGCAGGAAUAAGCUGUGCAGGAUUAGUUACAUUCUAAAUUUUCCUUUAGAAAAUAGAGUAAACUUUUUUUUUGCUAAAACUACACUUGUUAUAUUACUAGUUGUGUAUCAUGUUUGAAUGCAAUAUGCUAUUUGAAAUUCCUUUUGUGAAUCCUCCCUUAAGUGAUGACAUAUUUGCCUUCUUUAGGAUUUAGCACAUCCUCACAUGUUGGGUUAGAGAAUUCCAAGCCUUACCUUGAAGAAAAUUGACCUAAAACAGUGUAUCAGUCUUUAGUCUCAGUUUAUUUUUUAAAAAUGCAAAUCCUAGACAACAUAUCCUUACCUAGUGAAAUGUAAGGAUUUGCAUUAACUCUAACAUGACAGAUAAACAUGUCUAGCUUUUUGUAUUGUUGCCAUCAUGAAAGAAAUCUAACUUAUUGGAAGCCUUACUCUUUCCACUUACACUACAUAUAAAAAGUGCUCAUAUUAAACUCCAGGUGCCCUGACAUCCAUUAAAAAGUAUGCAUUACAACAAUUAGCUCGCCACAAUAGAUACACAAGGAAGACUUAAAAAAAGGGGUAGGUGGAGGGGAAAGGAGAGUGUCUGCUCUCACUACUCAAUCUCACAAAUCACCCCUCUGCUGCUUGGAACACUCCCUGAAGGUUGAUAAACUGGGCCCACAGACCAGUGGAAGGAGGGAACUGCAGAGAAUGCCCUGCCAGCUUCCCUCCUCUCAUAACAACACUGGUGCUCAACCUCAAGUGCCUCUCCCUGCAGGUUUGUGCUGGUGGUUAAAACUUCAAGGAGAGAUGUGGGAGUUUGAAGUUCUCUACUUACUGAUCCAUUAGAAAAAUGCAACACUAGGAAAAUAAGUUACAGAUCCAGAUAAAACAAAUAUAUACGUUCCCAGCCCAGGUAUCCACUAAAUCCUACUUUUAAGAGUAUCAAGAGCUGCUCUGCUUUGGGGAAUACAUGGUGGAUUCUUCUGGCCACUAGUUUUGUUUCAUCCCACAUGCACAGUGGCAUUUGGUUUCCAGGUCAGUGGUCUUUAUGUUUAGAAAAAAAUUCUUUAGCUCCUGGCCAACUGGAAACUUGUUUGAAAGCUAAUGCAUUCAUUGCAAGAUUUAAAGAACAGCAUGGUAUUCUGAUUGUAUUCCUCGACUACAAAUAGAGAGAGAGCAUCAGUCUCCAGCCACAUAAAUUGUACAAUGUGGAAAUUCAGUGUUUAUGAACAAAUGCACAAAACCUAUUUUUUCCCCCAUUUACUACUUUCUCUGUAAUCUACUCAAGUUGCAUCCAAUGUCACUUGCUGAAUGUAGCAUUCUGCAAGUAUUUCUAGGCUGUUCCACUAGUAUAGCUGAGAAUGUAAGAUGAAAAAAAUCCCUACUUUGAAGGUUUGCAUGUAGCAUUAUUCUUAUAUCUGAAUUACUGUUUUCCCAUGCAUUUGAUUUACGUUAAAAUUGCCAUUUCAUUUUACUUGGUCAGAUGUACAUUUCAAUGUAUUGUACACUGAAUCAGUUAUUCACUGAGAUGGUACACACUAAUAUAUACCACAAACAUAUUUUAAAAUCUUAAAUUGCUUGAUGAAUUUCUGAAUCUAACUCUUUCCCACAUUCUCAGCCAUUCCUGCCUACUCUGGGUUGCAUUUUGCUAGGGCAAACAAAAGAUUCUGUUUCACAAAAAAAUUCAAAGUUUGUUGGAAACUGUUUUCUUUCUCUUGGAACAAAAAUGAGAACUUCUUUUAAUUUUUUUAUUUUUGUGAAAAUCACAAGAGACCUCAGUAACUAGGGCCCUCACCUAGGAUGUGUGAGACACUUUCAAAUCCCUGUUCUGCCUAACACGGAGGAGGGACUUGAAGCGGGGUGUUUCACAUCCCACAUGAGUACCCUAACCACUCAGCUAUGGGCUAGUCUGCAGCCUCUCUCUGGCUUUCACCAGAAUUUCCACGCUGGACCUGAGAAUUUUCCCUGAUGCAAGUUCUUCCAAACUGACACUUUUCCACAAAAUUUCUGUUUUGACUAAUCAGCAUUUUUAGACAGGUUUUUUUGUCAAAAAUUUCAACCAGUGCUACGCUUUGCAUGUCCUCUGUUAAAUCUCAUAUAGUUUCCCUUGAAGCACUGUUCACUGGAGGGAUUCUUUCAACUGGACCCAUUCACAUAUUCCACCAAUGGCAUGCCUGCCAUGGCAGACCCUGUGGUUAUAUUCUUAACACAUGCUAGAUAUUUCUAUCUUUUCUAGAUAACUUUGGAGAUCAGUUGUUGAACUUCCUGGUGAAUCUUAGCAUUUGUUAUACAUUCAUUCCUUUUCAUAUCUACUAUCUUCUCAAGGAAUUUGACAUCUGUCCAUGCCUUUGGUGUAUUUCUAGUUUUCACAUCCAUAUGUUAAAGUAGAAAUAAAAUAUGUUUUGUCUUUAAACUGUAGAUUUUGAUGACCAAAUCUUGUUUAAUCAUGUGAAUUCAGCUGUCAUCUUGCCAAGUUGUGACAUUCUUUCCUUCUGGAUAUCCCCAUGGACUUGCAUGUGACUGCCAAGGUGUACGAAUUGCUUUCCUUUGCCUUCUAACGUACUGUUUGAGUGGACAGUUACUGAAAUUCUUGUUAAUUUUCUUUUUCAUAAUUUCAUAUUUUGCAAUACAGGAGUGUUUUUUGCUAUUUGCUUGUAUGUUGGUUGACCUGUCACUUAGAGCUACGUUGUCAGCAAAAUCAAAAUCUCCUAGUCUACUGUUAAGUUAUGUGAUGCCUGUAUUGUUUCUGUCUAGUCUAUUUCUCAUAAUAAAGUCAAUGGUAAUACCAAACA